GGCACCAUAACAGCUAUUCCAGCCUGGCUAGUUUUAGCUAGCACGACGGCUAAUGCGGAUACACUACGUACAGACGACGGUAAAUUAUACGGAAAAUGACACCCAGUAAAACAAAGCAAAAGGACUAAAGCGUGUUUUCCUUCUGAUUCCGAUUAACCCAGUGAAUGUCCUGUUGAGUCGACUAUCUCGGCUAACGUCAAUGUUAGCUGCGCAAUGAGCAGCAGUGGCUAAGUUGCUUUUAGCAAAUUAGCUGUAUGCUAGUUUUCCAUUGCUUUAAUGAAUGGGGGUUGGAGUCAACACACCAGUCAACAAUGUACGCUUGGUACUAGCCUCCUCCUUGUUGUGGUUCAGCUUGUCUGGUACAUUAGCUAUCAGGUGCUCAGAGACGUGGACGUAGUUUAUUAAGGAAGGAGCGUGGUUACGUUAGCGAAUGAACCCAGCUAUCGUCGGGACUAAGCCAACCGUGGAUAACUUUGUUUGAAAUGAAGCAUCACGAAGAAAUCAUGCAUUAUCCAGUGAUCCUCCCUGGCCCUGCAUAGAGGAUGUAUGUGGGAAGAAAUGAUGGUGUUUUGGAGUGACCCUGCCCUCCGUCUCAGGUAGGGGAGUGGUGGAGCUGAAGACUCCCCGGCUUGGCCCGGCCCGCUGUUGACGGAUGAUGGGAAACAUUGAUCAUUAGCAGCUCGGUUGUUGUAUUUUUUUUUUUUGGCAUUCACUUUCAACCGGAAUAUGAUAAGUGAUCGGGAUGCCCUGUCAUUGCAUUGAUUCGUUUUUUGGGGAGAUUUGAAGGAUCAUGAUGGAGGAAGUUCCCAAAGACGGAUAUUAUUGGAACUUAAUCAUGGACUGUUAAGCUCAACCAUUUUUUUAUUACACAUUAUUUUUAAAGACUGUUUCACUUGCACCACACCAACAUGUCUGCAUUUGCAGAGUUCGUCCCCCCUCCGGAAUGCCCCGUUUUUGAGCCGAGUUGGGAGGAUUUCUCGGAUCCUUUAGGAUUUAUCAACAAGAUCCGACCCAUUGCAGAGAAAACGGGAAUCUGCAAGAUCCGACCCCCCGAGGACUGGCAGCCUCCGUUUGCCUGCGAUGUACGCAACUUCCGCUUCACUCCGCGAGUGCAGAGACUGAAUGAGCUUGAGGCCCUCACUAGGGUUAAACUCAACUUCCUGGAUCAAAUCGCAAAGUUCUGGGAGCUGCAGGGAUCCAAGACCAGAUUCCCUCAUGUGGAGAGAAAAGUGUUGGACCUCUAUCAGCUCAGCAAGACUGUGUCCUCAGAGGGCGGCUUUGAGGCGGUGUGCAAAGAGAAGAGGUGGUCCAAGGUGGCCGGCAGGAUGGGCUUCCCGGCGGGGAAAGGCACCGGCUCCCUGCUGCGCUCCCACUACGAGAGGAUCCUCUAUCCAUACGAACUCUUCCAGUCGGGGGCCACGCUCACUGGCAUCCAGCGGCUAUAUGAGGAAUGUGAUGAUGGGGAAGAUGUGGACGAGGGAGUCGGUGAGGAGUCGGUGGAGGAAGAGGAGCUGGAUGAGGAGGAUGAGAAAGAUGGAGACGGGGAUGCGAUGCAGGCCAAAGAGAGGCUCCUGCCUGAGAGACGCUCCAGGCGCCUUAAAUCUGAGAGGGAAAACAAGGAGCCUAAAGGCCUAAAGAUCUUCAGCACAAGUCCCAAGAUGGUCAACUUGGGAAUUCUAUCAGCUGAUGACGGAUUCAGCAGGAAGCAGCGUCACCUCAAAGCCCAGGCCUUCGCCAUUAAAAUGCGACCCCGCAAGGAGACCCUGGAGGUCAACUUUAUACCCCAGAUCGACCUGUACCUCUGCCUGGUGUGUGGGCGGGGCGAUGAGGAGGACCGCCUCCUGCUGUGUGACGGAUGUGACGACAGCUACCACACCUUCUGUCUGAUCCCGCCCCUGCAGGACGUGCCCAAGGGGGACUGGCGCUGCCCUAAGUGUGUUGCUGAGGAGUGCAGUAAGCCCAGAGAGGCCUUUGGCUUUGAGCAGGCGGGGAGGGAGUACUCUCUGCAGAGCUUCGGAGAAAUGGCUGACCAAUUCAAGUCGGACUACUUCAACAUGCCUGUUCAUAUGGUCCCCACGGAGUUGGUGGAGAAAGAGUUCUGGCGCCUGGUCAGCAGCAUCGAGGAGGACGUCAUCGUGGAGUACGGCGCUGACAUCAGCUCGAAAGACGUGGGCAGCGGGUUUCCUGUCAGGGACGGGAAGAGGAGGCUACUGGGAGAUGAAGAGGAUUAUGCCAACUCGGGCUGGAACCUGAACAACAUGUCGGUGCUGGAGCAGUCGGUGCUCACACACAUCAAUGUGGACAUCUCGGGUAUGAAGGUGCCCUGGCUCUACGUGGGCAUGUGCUUCUCCUCUUUCUGCUGGCACAUCGAGGACCACUGGAGUUACUCCAUCAACUUCCUGCACUGGGGUGAGCCGAAGACUUGGUACGGCGUGCCGGCCUCUGCAGCGGAGAAGCUGGAGGCUGUAAUGAAAAAGUUGGCUCCGGAGCUGUUUGACUCCCAGCCUGACCUCCUCCAUCAACUGGUCACCAUCAUGAAUCCCAACGUCCUCAUGGAGCACGGUGUCCCUGUGUACAGGACCAAUCAGUGUGCAGGGGAGUUUGUGGUGACCUUCCCCAGGGCCUAUCACAGCGGCUUCAAUCAGGGCUACAACUUCGCAGAGGCCGUCAACUUCUGCACCGCGGACUGGUUACCCAUGGGUCGUCAGUGUGUAUCCCAUUACCGACGCCUCCACCGCUACUGCGUCUUCUCCCACGAGGAGCUGCUCUGCAAGAUGGCUGCUGAUCCAGAGAGUCUGGACGUGGAGCUGGCUGCCGCUGUCUGCAAGGAAAUAGGAGCCAUGAUGGAGGAGGAGACUAAACUCAGACAGGCUGUUCAGGAAAUGGGGAUUUUGUCUUCAGAGCAGGAGGUGUUUGAACUUCUCCCAGACGAUGAACGCCAGUGCUACAAGUGCAAGACGACGUGUUUCCUGUCUGCUCUGACCUGCCCCUGCAGCCCCGACAGACUGGUGUGUCUCACGCACGCAGCAGAUCUCUGUGACUGUGCCCUCGGCAACAAGUGUCUCCGGUAUCGCUAUGAUCUGGAGGAGUUUCCUGCCAUGCUGUACGGGGUCAAGAUCCGGGCUCAGUCUUACGACACCUGGGCAAAGAGGGUCAGCGAUGGCUUGGCUGCCGACCAGAAAAACAAGAAAGAUCUUAUUGAGCUCAAGGUCUUGCUGGAGGAUGCAGAGGACAGGAAGUACCCCGAGAAAGCUUUGUUCCGUCGCCUGAGGGAGAUGGUCAAAGAGGCGGAGACGUGCUCCUCAGUCGCUCAGCUGCUGCUCAGCCGCAAGCAAAGGCACAGCAGCCGCCUGCGUUCUGAGAGCAGUCGUAAUCGUACAAAACUGACGGUGGAUGAGCUCAAGGCCUUUGUGGAUCAGCUCUACAGGCUGCCCUGCAUCAUCAGCCAGGCCCGACAAGUCAAAGAGUUACUGGAGAACGUGGAGGACUUCCACGAGCGAGCCCAGGUGGCGCUGUCAGACGAGAUGCCCGAUUCCUCCAAGCUGCAGGCCCUGCUGGAUCUAGGCAGCGGUCUGGAUGUGGAGCUGCCGGAGCUGCCCCGACUCAAACAGGAGCUGCAACAGGCCCGCUGGCUGGAUGAGGUGCGCAUCACCCUGGCAGAGCCUCACCGCGUCACCCUGGAGCUGAUGAAGAGGCUGAUAGACUCGGGGGUCGGCCUGGCCCCCCACCACGCUGUGGAGAAGGCCAUGGCCGAGCUGCAGGAGAUCCUCACCGUCUCCGAGAGAUGGGAGGACAAGGCCCGCGGCUGCCUUCAGGCCAGGCCUCGACACAGCUUGGUGACCUUGGAGAGCAUUGUGCUGGAAGCUAGGAACAUCCCAGCGUACCUCCCUAACAUAUUGGCCCUCCGCGAGGCCCUACAGAAGGCCAAGGAGUGGACUUCUAAAGUGGAAGCCAUUCAGAGCGGCAGUAGCUUCGCCUACCUGGAGCAGCUGGAGAGCCUGCUGGCCCGGGGUCGCUCCAUCCCCGUCCGGCUCGACCCGCUGGGCCAGGUGGAGUCUCAGGUGGCCUCAGCUCGAGCCUGGAGGGAGAGGACGGCGCGCACCUUCCUCAAGAAGAACUCCACGUACACACUGCUCCAGGUCCUCAGUCCUCGCAUUGACAUCGGCAUCUACGGCAACAGCAAGAGCAAGAGGAAACGCGUGAAGGAGCUGAUGGAGAAGGAGAGAGGAGGCUUCGACCCCGACGCCCUGAGCGACCUGGAGGAGAGCCUGGAGGAGGCGCGAGAGCCUUCCACCGUCGUAGCAGCCUUCAAAUCAAAGGAGCAUAAAGAGGUGGAGUCCAUCCACUCGCUCCGCGCCGCUAACUUAGCCAAAAUGGCCAUGGCCGACCGCAUCGAGGAGGUGAAGUUCUGCCUGUGCCGGAAGACGGCCAGCGGCUUCAUGCUGCAGUGCGAGCUCUGUAAGGACUGGUUCCACGGAGCCUGCGUGCCUCUGCCCAAAACGGGAACGCAGAAGAAGACUGGUGUGGGUUGGCAGAGCAACACCAAGGACUCCAAGUUCCUGUGUCCGCUGUGUCAGAGGUCGAGGAGGCCGAGGUUAGAGACCAUCCUGUCGCUGCUUGUGUCGCUGCAGAAGCUGCCGGUGCGUCUUCCAGAAGGAGAAGCCCUGCAGUGUUUGACAGAAAGGGCGAUGAGCUGGCAGGACCGAGCGCGUCAAUCUCUGGCCACGGACGAGCUGUCCUCAGCGCUGGCGAAGCUGUCUGUGCUGAGCCAGCGCAUGGUGGAGCAAGCUGCCCGAGAGAAAACGGAGAAGAUCAUCAACGCAGAGCUGCAGAAAGCUGCUGCCAACCCGGAUUUGCAGGGCCACAUCCAGACUUUUCAGCAGUCAGGCUUCAGUCGAGCCGCUUCACCUCGCCAGUCGGUGGACUACGAUGACGAGGAGACGGACUCAGACGAGGACAUCAGGGAGACGUACGGUUACGACAUGAAGGACCCCGGCGAGGUGAAGCCCUACCUGUUCUGCGAUGAGGAGAUUCCCGUGAAAUCUGAAGAGGUGGUCAGUCACAUGUGGCCGGUCGUCACGCCGUCAUUCUGCGCCGAACACGCCUACUCUUCCGCCUCAAAGUCCUGUGUACAAAACAUGACGCCCAGGAAGCAGCCCAGGAAGACCCCCCUGGUCCCUCGCAGCCUGGAGCCGCCGGUGCUGGAGCUGUCCUCGCAGGCGAAGGCCCAGCUGGAGGAGCUCAUGAUGCUGGGAGACCUGCUGGAGGUGUCCCUGGAUGAGACCCAGCACAUCUGGAGGAUCCUGCAGGCCACACACCCCCCGUCUGAGGAGAGAUUCCUGCAGGUCAUGGAGCCUGACGACUCUCUGAUGGAUAAGCCUCUGAAGCUCAAGCUGAAAGAGUCGGAGAAGAAGAGGAAGCGGAAGUUGGAGCGGGCCGAGCACCACCACAUGCUGAUGGCCGCCGCCGCUGCCGCAGGUGGAGGUUCAGUGAUGGGCGAGAUGCGGCCAGGCAAGAACAAAGAGCUGAAACGGGUGGGUCUGGAACUGGGACUUGGGAUUAAACCCAAGAAAAAGAAGCUCAAGCUCAACAUGGACAAGAAUCGGGAGAUGAAGCAGAUCGCCAAGCGCUUAGCCAAGGAGGAGAAGGAGAGGAAGAGGAAGGAGAAGUUGGUGGCCAAGGCGGAGGCCAUGAGGGACGUGCUGGAGAAGAGGAAGGAGAAGAAGAUCCUCGACAUUCCCUCCAAGUACGACUGGUCCGGGGCGGAGGACUCCAACGACGAGAACGCUGUGUGCGCCGCCAAGAACUGCCAGAGACCCUGCAAAGAUAAGGUGGACUGGGUGCAGUGCGACGGCGGCUGCGACGAGUGGUUCCACCAGGUGUGCGUUGGCGUUACGUGCGAAAUGGCCGAAAACGAGGACUACGUCUGCAUGGACUGCAUCGGCAAGGCCGGCGGGGGGGACUUAGGGGUCACGGUGGAGGAGGUGGCGGAGGAGAGCGUCGUAGUGCUGUCCACAUCCAUGUGCAGUGUGCAAAGCCUGCCAUCAGUGGUGGCCUCGUGGUCGCACACACCCACUCUACUACACCCAGCAGCCUCACAUCAGCCAGAGCCUCAGCAGGGCAGUUAGCAUUUACAGAACAUACUAAGACUGAGAUUGAAUACUGUACCUCACACAAUGUACGACAUCUUAGGGUGUAUGAAAGACUGUAACUGUCCGGAUUAUAUAGCACAAGAAAGAAGAUGCAUCUUAAAGACGGAGAUAAGAAGAGUGUCCCUGUGUGGCUUCAGCUAACACACGAGAUGUAGUCGUCCUGCAACAGUUCUAGGUGUAGAAACGCCCACCAGCUACUUCCUGAUCCUCAGUGCACCUUCUUACAGUCAAACACUUCUUCCAGCUGUUGUAUUCAGUGCAAAUAAACAAUCGUGUCCCCCCAGUCUUUGUUUUACUGGACAUCCUGAUCUGCCUCCCCCCCCCCCCCCCCCCCUGGCCUGGCCCCUCAGUAACAUCUCAAUACGUAGGACUCCAGACUAGCCAACACAAAUGGUUGUAAUGUAGUGGAAUUAUUUAUAAUGUACAUACUUUUACGCGAUUAAAAAAAAAUGGAUUGUG
Molecule: messenger RNA, 6611 nt
Organism: Trematomus bernacchii (emerald rockcod)
Lineage: Eukaryota; Metazoa; Chordata; Actinopteri; Perciformes; Nototheniidae
Gene: kdm5a
Product: lysine (K)-specific demethylase 5A
Exons: 30
Coding region: 909-6128 (1739 amino acids)
Biological process (GO): chromatin remodeling
Cellular component (GO): nucleus
Molecular function (GO): DNA binding; histone demethylase activity
Source: RefSeq, a predicted model, not a curated record